AUGGCUUCCUUUGGGGAUAUCCUCGCGGAGAUGAUGCAGAAUCCACCUGAUCCGAAUGGCCCUGUUCCAGCGUCGAAUAAACCAGCGACUAUGUACGGAGCGGCGAUACCAUUUCACGUAUUGAGCUGGGCAGCCGUUGUCUUUCGACUUCAUACACGCUUCAGAGUGGUGCGCGAACCCAGAUGGGACGAUUACAUUGUCUUCGUGGCUGCGGUUUUCAACCUCGCCGCCAUGGCGAGCUUCCCUGGCGCUAUCCAGUACGGACUCGGGAGGCAUCUCCUCUACAUCGACCCUAAGGAUAUCACUAGCACGAUGAAGUUUCUAUACGUUCAGAAUGCUUCCUAUUUCACCUGCACGGCGCUGAUCAAAGUCUCUCUACUUUGCCAGUAUCUGCGGCUCUUUGGAGCGGGACUGCUUCGCAAGACCUGCAUCGUCAUGCUUGUCCUUUUCUGGGAUCGAUUGCAGACCCCUCCACCGAAGUGCUACGGGACCGGUUUUGGCUCGAAGAGCGGUGCUAUGGCGGCCUUCACUUCCUUCGCUGCUACAAAUAUGUUCUUCGACACCGCAAUAUUCUUCAUCCCAAUGGCUGUCUAUCUCAAGCCAGGCCUUCAGAGGAAGCAACUCCUAGCGCUCAUAGGCCUGUUUACGGUAGGUUUGAUCGUCGUGCUCAUGUCCAUCCUCCGCCUCUGGACCGCACUGAGACAGAACAAGGACACCUUCUCCAGCGUGGACUUCACAUGGUGGAAUCCUCCGACGUUGAUAAUAUCCUGCCUUGAAGUCGACUUCGCCAUCAUGUGCGCCUCCAUGCCAAUUUUCUGGCCCGUCAUUGUCGCGUCGCUCGCCCAGAUCUUCGUCACACGAGAAGUCCGAGUCACCAGCCAUCAGCAGUUACCCGAGGACGGCGGCUUAGAUUUCGAGAUGGGCAGACCCAAUUCUUCUUUAAAGAGUAGUAGUAGCCAGGAAGGAUUAACGCGGGUGCAGGAAUUAUCGAAGACGGACUAUAGCGAUCAGCUUAUCGUGGAUUAUGUCACGGGAAAAGUACCGGAGAGUGGGACGGUCGCCGUCGGCAGAACGAAAUCAAAGAGGGAGUGGAUGCGUUAG
Messenger RNA from Trematosphaeria pertusa, 1101 nucleotides. RefSeq lists its product as uncharacterized. Lineage: Eukaryota; Fungi; Ascomycota; Dothideomycetes; Pleosporales; Trematosphaeriaceae. The transcript is spliced from 5 exons. Bases 1 to 1101 code for a protein of 366 amino acids. The record is from RefSeq and is a predicted model, not a curated record.